AAAACUAUUUUUCUCUUGCAGUUUUUCUUGAAAUGCAAGAUAUUGUCCUAAUGUAUUUGUCCAUUGUGAUGUCAUGAUCCAAUAUUUGUCAAGCUCAUAAUGCCUUGUAUGAAGUCAUCCACCACAGAUCAGGUAUAUCUAUUAGCACUGGGCCAUAAUACCAAUGGGUUCAGACUUUGAUGAUAUCAGCCAGCCAAAAUCAAUGAAGGGAAAAUGUGUCUUCAGUAAAACUGCAGUUAUAGCUUAUGUUGUGGUGACAUGCUUGGUGAUUGUUGCUGUUGGUUUAAUGGCUGGUCUGAUCAAUAAAGAUCAAACACCAGUCCAGGUUAUACCAGUAACCACUACAACCAAAGCAACACCUGCUGCAACAACAACUAUACAGCAGCAAACAACAGCUGUUGAAACCACAGUUGCGACGACCACUUCCCCGGGACCAUGGUCCAGUAUACGGUUGCCACCAUUUUUGGUCCCAACACACUACAUGGUUGAUUUAAAACCUCAAUUGGAACCGGAUCUAGAUGGUAUAUACCGGUUUUAUGGCAAAAGUCAAGCUGACUUCAUGGUCAGCCAUUCCACCAACUACAUUUACAUUCACAGCAAUAAGCUUAACUAUACCAAAGUGGAAGUUAGCCAAACUGGUGUUGCGGUCCAAGUGCAGCAAUGGUGGCUGUAUGAGCCCAACCAAUACCUUAUAGUAGAGCUGCAAUCAAACAUGACUGUAGGAUCAUCAUACACGCUUAUCACUGAGUUCCAUGGUGAAUUGGCAGAUGACUUAGGUGGUUUAUACAGAAGCAAAUACACCAAUGCUGCAGGGAAACCUGUUGUUAUAGCAACAACACAAAUGCAGCCAACUGACGCACGCAAAGCUUUUCCAUGUUUUGAUGAGCCUGCUUUGAAAGCUACAUUUGAUAUUUACCUUUCAUGGAAAAGCCCGUAUUUUGCCCUUUCAAAUACUCCACCAGUUGCACAAGAUUUGACAAACAUGUGGCCCGGCUACUCCACAACUCAAUUUAAUACCACGGUUAAAAUGAGCACGUACCUUCUUGCGUUUGUUGUGUGUGACUUUGAUUCUGUGGAAGAUCCAGUUAAUUAUGGAGUGCAGGCGAAGAUCUAUGCUCGCCCUGCACAAAUAUUGGAAGGCAACGCAAAUUAUUCUGCGAAAAUUACGCCAGAAAUUCUCAAAUAUUUUGAAGAGUAUUUCAAUGUUGCUUAUCCACUUGCAAAAUCAGACCAGAUAGCUGUUCCUGACUUUGCUGCCGGCGCUAUGGAAAACUGGGGGUUAGUUAUAUAUAGAGAAACAGCUCUAUUAUACAACCCACAAGUCAACUCCGCUUCAAAUCAACAGAGAGUUGCUGCUGUCGUGGCCCACGAACUCGCUCACCAGUGGUUCGGAAACUUAAUAAGCCCUCUAUGGUGGGACGAACUUUGGUUGAACGAGGGGUUCGCAAGUUAUGUGGAAUAUCUAGGAACAAAUCAAGUAGAGCCUACAUGGGAAAUGAUGGAUCAGUUCACUGUAUCUGACCUUCAGCGCGCGUUAAACUACGAUGGAUUAGUCAGCUCUCGUCCAAUAGUUGCGGAGAAUGUGAAGACGCCCUCCGAUAUUAACGCAUUGUUUGACACUAUCUCUUAUUCUAAGGGAGCCUGUAUUAUAAGAAUGAUCAACCAGUUUGCUGGCGAUAAUGCUUUCAAACUUGGCUUGGAGAAUUACUUGAAAGAGUAUGCUUAUGGACCUGUUGAUCAUAACCAGCUGUUCGCAUUCUGGUCUGCUGCCAUAACCAGCACAGGAGGUACCAACCCUGACCCUAGCUUUGCGACAGCUAUGCAAUCAUGGACCUUACAGAUGGGAUACCCUGUUGUUAAAAUGACAAAGGUUGGUACAAGUGUUACUGUUACGCAAGAAAGGUUCUUGCUGGAUCCAAAGGCAGAUAAAACUCAACCACCAAGUAACUUUGGUUACAAAUGGACGAUCCCGUUAUGGUAUGUCAACCAAUCAGAUACAACUUAUAUUACAAUGGAAUGGGUUUAUCCUGAUCAAGCACACACAAUUGAUGGUUUGGGAGCAACUGAUUUUGUGAUUGGAAACUACGGUGGUUAUGGAUAUUAUUUAGUUAAUUAUGAUGAUGCAAACUGGAGGAAAAUCAUCAGUCAGCUGAAUACUAAUUAUACGAAAAUUGAAGUGAAAACAAGAGGCCAACUGAUCUAUGAUGCUUUUAGUUUGGCAAGGGCUGGGAAACUUCACUAUAACAUCACGCUUAGCACGACAGAGUAUCUUGUCCAAGACUUCCAUUAUGUACCUUGGGAAAGUUGUUUGGAUUCAUUGGCAUACUUAGAUCAGAUGCUAGGAAGGUCUAAGGUUUAUGGAGUGUUUUCUAAUUACAUAUCGAAGUUGGUCGCUCCACUUUAUAACAGCCUUACAUGGAUAGAUACUGGCUCACAUUUGCAACAAUACCAACGAAUAAACGCGAUUGGUGCAUCUUGUCGAUAUGGCAACCCAGGAUGUAUUGGUAAUGCAACCAAUCAAUUCUCACAAUGGAAAACAACAUCUACUAACAGCAUCACACCCAACCUGCGAACCACAGUAUAUUGCAAUGCCAUCGCGUACGGUGAAACGGGAGAUUGGGAUUUUGUGUGGGAGCAAUAUAAAGUGGAGAGUAACUCACAGGAGAAAGCGAAACUGGAGUAUGCGCUUUCGUGUACAAGGACACCAUGGGUCAUAAAAAGGUUUCUUGACUACAUACUUGAUGAAAAUGGUUUCGUGCGGAAACAAGAUGCUUCCAGUGUCCUCCAGGAUCUUUGCUAUAAUGAAUACGCAAGGGAUAUCACAUGGGAUUACAUAAGGCAACGAUGGGAUUAUAUUUAUAAUGUGUAUGGCACUGGUUUCUUUUCAUUCAGUGGUAUCAUUAGUUCAUGUACUUCACAUUUCUCCACUGAGUUUGAACUGCAGGAGCUGGAAUCUUUCAAAGCAACAAAUUCGGACAAACUUGGAUCAGGAGUUGACACUGUAGACCAAUCACUUGAGAAAACACGAACAAAUAUACAAUGGAGAGCUGAUUAUGAAGAUACUAUAUUUGCAUGGCUGUCUGAUAAUACACCUUAAUUAUUAUAUAGUGGGGUGGGGGAGAUGAUGAGACACCUUUAGCACAUAAUAUCCAAAUAUCCUGAUCAUGUUUAAAAAAAUUAACAAUUGCCUGUGUGUAAUGUUUAUUUCUAGAACCAAUUUUCUGCUAUAAAAAUAAGAAACUACAAAAAUUAGAAUAAAUUUAUAAUUAUUGAUGUAAUGGCAGUCGCUAUGACACGCUUAUGACAAAACAGAAGUACAAAACUUAUCCGUUUAAAGUCAUGACCAUUAUACUCUAAAAGUCUAGCUAUAUGGUAGAUGAAAUGAUUGUUUAAUAAACCUAAAUCUAUGACAUUUUUUAUCCCAGAAGAGUAGUUAUUAAAAAAAUCCUAACAAUGAAUUUAAAUAAAAACAAUUAUCUUUAUAAUGACUGAAAUAUAUUUAAAUCUGUAAAUAUUCUGCACAAGUUAAUGUACAUAUGUUUGUUUUUAUAAACUUAUAACUAGGAUCUGAAAGUUAAUGAAAUAAAUAACCUUACAUGACGUUCCUAUUGUUUAUAAAGUUCAACUUUUUAAUUCGUUUUAAUUUCUUCAAUAUCCGUUUGUGCUUAUCAUGAAAUAAAUUCAACACCAAAACUGUU
This is a messenger RNA of Ciona intestinalis (vase tunicate), 3698 nucleotides long. NCBI's taxonomy places the organism in Eukaryota, Metazoa, Chordata, Ascidiacea, Phlebobranchia, Cionidae. The record is from RefSeq and is a predicted model, not a curated record.